This is a messenger RNA of Podarcis lilfordi (Lilford's wall lizard), 6682 nucleotides long. The record is from the annotation of a GenBank genome assembly. Lineage: Eukaryota; Metazoa; Chordata; Lepidosauria; Squamata; Lacertidae.
AUGGAUACCAUAGAGACAGCAAAGCUUGAAGAGCACAUGGAAGUCCAGAACAAUGAAACUGCAAAUGGUUAUGCUCGACCCACACUCACUGUCAGUGAGGAGAACAAGAACAGCAGCAGCAAACCAAAGGGUUUAUCCAAUGGCUUGCGGAAAGGCACUAAGAAGUAUCCAGACUAUAUACAGAUUUCUAUGCCCGCUGAAUCUAGAAACAAACUUCCUUUAGAAUGGUGGAAAACAGGCAUUGCCUUUGUGUAUGCUGUCUUCAACUUAAUUCUAACGACUGUCAUUAUCACAGCGGUACAUGAGAGGGUGCCUCCCAAGGAGCUCAGUCCUCCAUUGCCAGAUAAGUUUUUUGAUUAUAUUGAUCGUGUAGAAUGGGCUUUUUCUGUAUCAGAAAUAAAUGGAAUUAUACUGUUUGGAAUAUGGACAAUCCAGUGGCUGUUUCUCAGAUACAAGUAAGUCGCACAGCUUCUUUUCUUCUUAUUAUUAAAGACCAAACUAGAUGUCAAUUAAAUACAUAGGCAGUUAUGUAACUUGUCUGUCUUUAACUAAUUAAUCACUUCCCUACAGGGCUCAGAAUAGAAAUCUGUUUUACGGCAUGGCUAGGGAUUUUAGAAAAAAAACUGUAUGAGGGGACUUCCAUUCCAAUCUCAAUGGGGGAGUGAUUCCUUUACAGUGAGAAUUGAGCUUCCUCAACCGUACAGUUAGCUUAGGAAAAACUGAUACAUAGUGAACAUUACACAUAGUAAGGACACAUCUAGUUUGGCCAUCCCUGAGAGAAUUCAGAGUUUUACCUAUUAAUCAUAAUUUACUUAUUAAUCAUGUGGACUUGCAAAAGAAAGGACUGAGAUACCAGAAAAAAGAUACAUUCAAGUCUACAAUAAUGCUUGCUAACAUUUUGGAUUAUCAGUUUUUCCUUCUUUAUAUAAUUAUGUUUAAAACAAAUGGAUUUGUAACAAAGAUGCAACAUAUUUAUAUUUAAUCUGAAUGUGAUUUAAGAUGCAGUCCUAUAGCAAUUUAUCUGGGAUUAAUUCCUGUUCAACUCAAUGGGACAUACUUCUGAUUGUUCAAUUCACCUAAAAGAAAAUUGCACAACAAAUAUUUAAUAUGUGCUACUAUCUGUAUUCCAGUUCAUCAGUGCCAAACCCUUCAUGCAGAGAGGAGUUCUAUGGUCACAGCCGCAUACAGGAAGCAGCUAGUAACAUGAUGAAUUAUGCAGCUUCCCAGAGUUGGUUGUAUGGGAAAUAAGCAAUCAAGUCUUGCAGGAAUUGUCACUGCUCUACAUCAGCUGUUUUACUCAAAAAUAUGUAUAUGCCACCUUCCUAGAAUCUAACCUUAAAAGUGAUAUACGACUAUGAUAACAGAUCCCAUAAGAUACACUUGGGUGGUCAAAUAAUAGAGAAGUGCAUGUCUUAGUAGUUCCACAAGUAUGAAUUGCUCUUUUUGGAGCAUAUUGGUCCGUAAGAUAGACAUAUUACACUCAAAUGUUGCAAAUCUUGAAAAAUCCAAAACUUUACCAUAAAAUUUAUGGUGUCAUUGGCUCAGUCCUGUGGAACAUUCUUCCAAUAGAGAUUCAGCAGGAAAUUUCCAUUUUAACCUUUAAACAUCUGCUGAAAACUUUUCUAUGAUGGUAGGUUUAUGUGGACAAUUAAGAAAACAUAUUCUGCAAUAGUUAGCUUGUUUGUGAUUUUAAAUUUUUGCUUGGUUUUUAUUGUGUAUGUAUAUAUAAUUGUUGCAAACCACUUUGAUAUUUUUUGGCAUUGCAGUAGAAAAGUAUUUUUUAUAAAUGAAUAAAUAAGAACGUGGCUGUAACAGUUUUCCUGUUGUACUCAUUAUCCUAUGCUAUGGAGUACAGAUUAAGAGUGGGAAAGAUAUCAUGUUGAAUUUUGCAGGCAUAGUCUUUUUAUGGAGUUGUACUUAUAGCAUAAUUACAUGAACAAUCUCUCUUUAAUAUUAUUUUUCAGAUCAAUAGUGGGACGAAGGUUCUUCUUUAUAAUAGGAACUUUAUACCUUUACCGCUGCAUUACCAUGUAUGUCACCACUCUCCCUGUGCCUGGAAUGCAUUUUCAGUGUGCUCCAAAGGUAAACCUAGUAAAUGCAAAUUAUAUUUAUUUUACAAAUCAGUUGGCUUGGAGUUCUUUAUCCAACCAAACACUUCCAGUCUCCUUCAGCUUGUGUUUCUUCUUAUUUUGUUCUCCCUAUGACAAACUAGCUAAAUGGAAAUUCUCAAGCCAAGGUUCAGCGGAUCCUGCAACUAAUUUCCGGCGGUGGACUGUCUAUAACAGGCUCACACAUCUUAUGCGGAGAUUUCCUGUUCAGUGGUCACACUGUAGUGCUAACACUCACUUACCUAUUUAUCAAGGAAUGUAAGUUUCAAUUUUUCAAUUUUUUUUUCUUUUCAUAAAUGCUUAGCAACACUACUCCACUGAUUUUUAUACUAGUUUCAGUAUUCUGUAUGUGCACCAAUCUAACCAAAUGCUUCUGAUUUUGGAUUGAAAAUAGCAGAAAGUCUGGGCCAGUUCUGACGUUUUGGCCAGUGCAUGAAAUACUUUUAAAAUUGCUCCAUUUGGUGACUCUUACAUGGUAGAUCAGUCAUGUGAAGCAGCUUACCAGGUUUUUCUGUGGGAAUGUAAUUAUCCCAAGGAAAAGUUUGUACUUAAGUGGAAAAUAUGGGCAGGACUGAAUUAAUGAGUGCCACCAGGAAACCACAGGAAAGGACUUCCACUGGCACAACUGGGGUUUCCCCUCUUCUUCCCCCAGGUGUCCCCUGAAGUUGACUUGGGUAAGGGAAGAGAACUCCUAGAACAGAAUGUGGGUGGAGGAAAGAGCAAAUUGAUAAACCAUGCAAGCAGCAAUGCUUGCGCUAAGAGCAAUCUGCUUUGCACUACAUUGAAUUCCUGUCUGUUACUCAGUUCACUUGAUGAACUGCUCCACACCUAAAGCCUUUCUUAUUUUCCUAAAUGUUUUGUAUGGUUUUAGGUGGUCUUAGUGUGGCAAUCCUAAUGUGCAAACUAGGCCUCAUGGUCUUAGUUUUUGGUUGUUUUUUAAACACAGCUAUCUAAUUUGGAUGGCUUGUUGCAAACUGUUCCUUCAGUUAGAAAAAAGAAAAGAUGUUUGUGUUCCCAAGCCUAAUUCAAUUACUAUAAAUUGGUGUAGGACAGAAAUAAUUGCUUAUCUUUCUCUUUGGCAUUGUCUUCCUUGUUGUUUCUUUUUGCCAUGAGGUCUCAUAAAAUAAAUAUUCCCUUAUUUAUUUACAUGUUUAUGCCACGCUUCCUUCAGAGAACUUGGGGUUGCAGAGGAGGUCCCUUGCACACUUUAUCCUCAUAACAACCUUAUGGGGUCAAGUAGGCUGAUAGAGAGUUCCUGGUCCAAUGUCAACCAAUGAUGGGUCUUCCAAGUCAUCUUCCAAAACUCUACCCACUUCACUACACCAGUUUGAAGUUCUAGAAGACUUACUCAUGAGUACUGUAUUUUGGUUGUUAGAAGGCUGGUGCUACAAAGAACAAGCAUGUCAAAAACUGGGUUACAUAUAAACUGGAAAACAUGCCUUUCAUUGGCAUAUGCAUGUUCCCAUUAACAUGAAUAUACCUAUGUAGGUUCUGUGAAGCCUGAAUAUGUGACAGUUUCUGGUAAUGUAAUAUACAUAUUACAUUUUAAUACAUUAGUGGAGGUGGGAGAACAUUAUGUGGACAUAAUGUUCCAUGAGUUGUUGGUAAAUAGCCGUUUCAUGCACUAUUUUAUGUGAGGAUGUUGUCACAGAUGUACUGUGGUCAUGUUUAAUAAUCCCAUUUAAUGUUGUUGUUUAGUUUACCUAUCUAGCAUUUAGCAUAUGCCCUUUGCAGAAAAAGAAAAAAGGAAGGAAGGAAGGAAGGAAGGAAAUUAUUACUGACAUGGGGCUGUUACAGCCAUUCUUCUUCACUAGAUUGUCCUGUAAACCCUGGAAUACUGCUGGCAGGGUUUUAUAAAUAAGUGGUGUGGACUGUACAUCAGGAUAUUAUCUACUAAUUUCUUGUUCCUGUAUGAUUAUGGGGGUGGGGAGAUGCUGUUUGAAGCAAGAGCAAAUACUGCUCCAUUAUUCUGAAGCUGAGUGCAAUAUGCUCCACUGAUCUUUCUGAACAGGCAUUUUGCCAAUCUGAAAGAUGCUUCCUGUGUUCUCAUCCCUGUUUAUCAAUAUAUUUAACUCCCUGGCCAGAGAUGGCUGUACAAGCUUCCUUCCCUCCAUUUUGACAUUUAUUUUUGGAAUGAGCAAUAAAAUGCAGUAGUGUACUGGUUUGUUUGUAUUUUUAGUUAAUUACAUAAAUUGGAUUAAAUUUAUUUGAAAUAGGUGCUGUUAUUCUUCAAAAAAUGCAAAGGAAAUGAAUGAUUCUCUGAUCUAAUUUUGCUAUCUUCUUUCCUUCCUGAAAUAUAAUUAUGAUUAGUGUGUUACCAUAUAAAAAGUGGCCAUGGAUUGAAAAAGAAAGAUAGUAAUAUGGUGGUGGGAACCAUUUACCCCUUUGAAUGAAGGGAUUAAUUUUCUUUUUUACUUGUAUGCUUUUAUGGAUGUCAGAUUGUUGCAGCACAAUUUUAAGAGAUCUUAAAAUGUAAGUUUUAUAUGAAGGGUUAUGGUAGUGAUGGUUCUGUAACACUCCUUCCAUUACCUGCCAGUAUGUCCCUUCCUCAUAGUGUCAGAUAGCAAAGACGAGUGACAAGAGGCUUGCAGCAAGUUGGAAGAAUAUGGGGAAUAUGGGGAACAGGUAGUAAAUCUGAUCAUUCUUGAGCUAGGUGGUACUCUUUGGGUGCCAGAUUGGAGCCCAUAUUGCUAACCCAUCUUUAUAAAGCAAUGUUGGUGGUGCAGAUUAUGCAAUUGGCCUUGAACAUAGGAGACUGCCAUUGGUCCAUCUAGUCCAGUCCUAUUUACACCAAGGGCAGUAGCUCUCCAAAGUCUCAGGCAGAGGUUUUUUCCUUGAUGGAAAAUUACUUAAAUUGAAUAAUCCAAGGAUUAAGCCAGAUACCUUCUGCAUGGCAGUUGUGUAUUCUGCCAUAUCCCCUAGGAGCAUUAGUCAGAUGUGUAUUGUAUGCAAACCCAGCCAGCAGCAUAGUGCAAAUUGAGCAAAUCAGCUGAUUAGCCAGCAUUCAUAUAUUUAUCUCCUGUUAAAUUUACUCUAUGGGAUCAAAUUAUAUGGCAACAUGUUCCUGUGAACUAAAUAUAAUAUUUUAGUUUAUGUCUGUGUGUGUGCAUGUGUAUAUCCAUGCAUUUGCAUUCACAAAUUAGUUCAUAUUCAUCUGUUUUGCUGCUCUAGAUACAGUUCCCAUAUUAAACCUCUUUAACAUGCUUUCCUUCUUGGGCAGAUUCACCUCGUCACUUUUGGUGGUAUCACUUGAUCUGCUGGUGUAUGAGUGUUGCUGGAAUAAUCUGCAUCCUAGUAGGACAUGAACAUUAUACUAUAGAUGUUGUCAUUGCGUAUUAUAUCACCACAAGGCUCUUCUGGUGGUAUCACUCAAUGGCUAAUGAAAAGGUGAGUAACGGGAAUACCAGCUUCUAAAUUAAUGUUAGGUACUUGAGAUAUAUAGUACUGCUUUACAAAAUGUUAAAAUGAGAUUGCUGAAUUAUGCUGGACUUUUUAAAGGCAUUUUUACUUUCCCCCUGGAAAUCUCAUGGGUCAACAUCUAAGAAAAUAUUGGUAUAAUCCAGAAAAAAGUUAGUCAUGGUGAAGUUUAUUUGAAUUUAAGGCACUAACAUCCCAGUCCUACAUUGAGGAGUAAGACCUGCCUUUUCAAUCAGCUGUACUUUCAAUUAAAUGUGCACAGGAAUCCCAACAUAAACAUCUAACUGCGUACAUUUGUUGCAACUGUGUUUUGGUAAAUCAUAUCCAGUACCUUAAUUACACUAUACACGUGAAGCUUUAAAAAAAAAGUCUAUCACAAAUCUGGUUCAGUUUAAAUGAAUACCUUUCUAAAUUACUGGAACUUCCUUUACUUAAUUGUGAACCAGUUAACGGUAAGUGGAGAGGCAUUUUCACUACGUGAAAGGAAUGCUGGUCAAAAAUAUUGUAGUUAGUCUGGAAAACAAAUAAAGCCAUUUGCUGUAAGUAGCACAAAAAAUGACCAAAAGAAAAUUUCUAUAUGAGGUUAAGCAGGUUUGAGCUGCCUUAUUACCUUCAUGGGAGUCUAGGAAUCCCACGUGUAUGUCUCUGAGCUCCUUGGAGUAAUACGAGGAGUUAAUAAAUAAUAUUACUUUGCCUGGUUUUACUUUACUGCCCUCUGUUUCAAAUGGCGUCAGUUAUUACAAAAUUCCAGCACGAAAACCAAUAUGGAGUUGAAGGACAGGGAGAAACCGAUUGUCCUAUCUGAAUUAUACCUAUGUUUUAUAUGCUUUUUACUCCAUGGAAGUGCUUUCUUUCUAAGGAAGAAAUAAGAAUUAUUCUAGUGGUUUAAAUAUGUCUCUUUUAAAGCAGUCUCAGCAGGAUCUUAAUAUAUUUUCUCCCCCCUCUUAAUGCAGAACUUGAAAAUCUCGUCACAGACAAACUUUCUCUCUCGAGCAUGGUGGUUUCCAAUAUUCAAUUUCUUUGAAAAGAAUAUACAGGGCUCCGUGCCUUGCUGUUUCUCAUGGCCAAUAUCUUGGCCCCCUAGCUGUUUCAAGUCUUCAUGCAAAAAAUAUUCCCGAGUUCAGAAAACGGGAGAGGACAAUGAAAAAUCCACCUGA